Molecule: messenger RNA, 2023 nt
Organism: Anarrhichthys ocellatus (wolf-eel)
Lineage: Eukaryota; Metazoa; Chordata; Actinopteri; Perciformes; Anarhichadidae
Product: maternal B9.15 protein
Exons: 5
Coding region: 153-1004 (283 amino acids)
Cellular component (GO): cytoplasm; nucleus
Source: RefSeq, a predicted model, not a curated record
CGCGAGCUGAGCCGAGAACAAGGAAGCAACAUGUGCUGCUGACCAUAAUAACGCCAACACACCAGCACAGACAGCCACGAGACGAGACAAGGAGACGAGGACGCUCAACGACUGCAGAGUAUUCUCAGACUGUGAACACUUAUUAUCUCACCAUGAAAAGAGAGGUGGAGGCUGGAGUGAACUUCCUCAAAAGCCUUGCUGUAGCACGUGGCAAGCUCAGUGAAUCCAAAGCAGAAUUGUUUGCCGAGAAGCUACAGAAACUUUUAUGCAACAAAUAUGAUGACCACUGGUACCCUGACUGUCCCAGCAAAGGCCAGGCAUACAGAUGUAUCCGUAUAAAUAACGGAGUGCCCUGUGAUGAUGUGAUCCUGAAGGCAUGUGAGGAGAGUGAGCUCACACCCAGUGAACUCUGCUUUCCACGUGAGAUCACACUGUGGAUCGACCCACUGGAGGUGUGUGCAAGAUCUGCAGAGAACGGCCGGCCAUUCAGAGUAGCCUGUUUCGAAGAGGAAGGUGUUCAGGGAAAACAGGCGGACUCCUCGGUGGGCUUGGUAAAUCUGGACACAUCCGAUUACCACUCUGCUACCUCUUCGGAUUGUAGUUCCACUGCGUCGAGUGACACAGAGGAGGAGGCAAAAGAUGGCGAGAUGGCGGGAGAGCAAAAAAAAGAAGGGAAGGAGGUCAUCAAGAAGGAUGCAGCAGAAGGCGACACCUACACGAUAGCGAUGGUUCCCAGGAUUCGGAAGCGGCCCGGGGAAGGACCAAAUAUGAUUAAAUACAUCAGAAAUAUGCUCCCUGCCAGCCUCCAGUACUUCUACCACCAGGCACCAGUUUGGCCUCAGUACAAGAAGGGCGCUCCAGUGUUUCUCAAUGCAGUGUGCGCGCCUCCGCCGCCUCCACCUCCGCUCCAUCAGGUAUUUGGCUACUACAUCUUGCCGCAGCCAUCUCCUCAGUUCAUUCUGCCUCAAGCCACCCUGCAGCCGUGGGGAGCUGUGAAGGGUUAGACCGUCCAGGAACUGUGGGGUCCAGGUGGAUGAAGCAUUACAAGCUCCUUCAACUGAGCCAUGGCGUGUUAAUUCUCUGAGUUUAGCUAACCUUGGGCCAAAAAAAAAAAUAACUUUUUAAAAACUGUAUAGCUCGAAGUUAUUUGCUGUACAACCUGUAAUGAUUCCUCUUUCCUUUUCACUUCUGGUGACUUGUAAUUUAUGGGUGGUACUCUGCACGGAGAUGCCACUGAACUGAAAUGUCUGCAUUGGGAAAAAAAAUCUUUUACGUACUGUAAACAUUUAGAAUGACUUCAAACUCUGGGUGCUCGGACUAACUCAGGACAUCUCGGCAAUAUACUUCACACCAAAUAGUUGUCUUUUCCGGUGUUGUUUCUUUUAUUAUGUAAUUUCUCUGACCGAAUAUGGUCCAAAGUGUGUUCGUCACAUAUAAUCAAUGUAAAAUGUGAUUCAGGGGUUUAAUCUAUUAGCAAGAGUGACAACAUCUGUAUUUUAAGAAUAAUAUUUUUGCGAAACUGCUUGUAAAUAAUACAGAACUCGGACACCAUAGAUGGAUGCACAUUUUCUAAUCUCACUGUCUUUUUGUUGUAAUUUAUUUGGCCACCAGUGGAUGGCACUCAACCGAUAGCUAACACAUGAAAUUGUAUAUUUUUGUAUGAACAGUGGCUGCUGUAUUUUUACAAAUCAAACCCAAACAUGAUUUUAAAUAGCUUAAACUAUCUCUGCAACUAGUACAAUGUAUUUUCAAGUGUCUCUGUUGUAUGGCCUGCUUACUGCUGUGUUUUUAAAGUUUUUCUUUGCUAUGGAGAUCUGCUACAGCUAUAUACAUCCUGAAUAGUUUUCCCCCACUGACUCGUAUAUACUGUGAUUUUCAUCUUUAAUUAUAUUGAUGCAUAUUUAUUUAAUGUCCAUGCAACCUUGAAACGCAUGUGUUUGUAAGCAUUGUUUUGCUUUAACCUUUUGCAUUAGCCAUUUACCUUAUUAAUGCAGCACAUUAAAUCCACUCAUACCUGAAAUCA